GCAUCGUAUCCAUGCGACGUCAUUAUUUACGUUCCGGUUUUGAACCGAUGAGAAGAUAAUCGUGUAAGGUAUUGUUAAACAAUGUUGAUACCCAAUCCUCUUGUGUUUAAAGAAUUGGAAUGCAUUGUUAGACAUUUGAGAAGGAGAUGGCUUUACUUAUGAAUGUGACACGGUAAACAGAAUAUAGAGAUGACACCAAGAUGGACAUUUAAUGCAGUUUGUGUGAUGGACUUGAACAUUGAAAGUGAUUUAUUAUUUUAGAUUAAGAAAUCUGAAAUAAAAGUGAAAAAUGCCAGCAGCAAGUAGAAGCAAUCCCUGGAGAAUCCAACCAAAGCCAGUUCCUGUUCCUUAUGGUAAAAAUGCUAAGAUUGCAGCAAGGAGCUUGGCAACUUACAAAACACAGGUUCCCUCUCCAAAAGAAGCCAGAGAAGAAAAGUACAGACGUCGUCAGUCUCAGCUAACUUCUCAGGGUUACUUUGCUGCUCCAAAUGUGCCAUACAAAGGAUUGGGGGAUCCUUUCUAUUUGGAUGAGCAGAGGAUGAUUCUUCAUGCACUAGGACAGUGGGAUAGUAAAUAUGAUGAAGAGACUAGCAGUAGCAGUGAUGAAGAUGAAUAUGACAUCUCAGCUGAACUCCAGCAACAAAAGAAACAGGUUUCAGCAGCUUCCUUUGUUCUCAGGAGGUCUAAAAAAGACAUGAACACACUACAAAGGGAGGUCAUCCAUGGACGGAACAUGAUUCGAAAUGUUAAGCUUGGACAUGGAUUAUUUGAUCUUAUAAAAUCGGAACAAGCUGCUAAGCAACAAUCAGAAAAUGAAAUGAACAAAAAGAAGGCAGAGCAGAUGAAAAGUGAGUGGCAACCCCCAAAACUGGAUUCUUCCUCAGAGGAGUCAGAGGAGGAGUUUGAGGAAGAUGUGGAGUUAUCCAGCUUCAUGAAACACACAGAGAUUAGAGAACUGACAGACGAGGAGGAUCAAAAGUCUGACCCUGAAUCCCCUGACCCCCGGGGAAGGGUGUCCUUCCAUCGUCAUAGGGAGGAGGAUGAGGAUACUGACUUGGGAAUUUCUCGUUCUCUUGCUACCACCCCCAGAUCUCCCGGAAGGAGGAAAAAAAUCAAGGCUCCUCGUCCAUAUACCCCCCAACACACUAAUAUCAUGGAAACCAAAGAAAACAUAGCAAAAGAUGCAUUUUUUCGGCAACUUUGUGCUUUGCAUUGGCUUCUGGAGGCAAUGGCUCUACAUGCCAGAACAGGGGGAGAUAACUCUAUCACUAUGUCUCCCAUUACAUCUAGCUGGAAGUUAAAUGAAAUUGGAGGCACCAAAACUUUUCCAAGAGAACAUGAGGGAAUGACAUGGAAAGAAUUGGUCAACCUGGAAAUAUCACCCAAAGUACCAACCAUCAAGAGGAAAAGCACAAGAGUAACAAACAUGAAAAGGCAGCCAGGAAGCCACCGAAAUAGUGUGUUCUCGAACUUUCUGGGAAUGGCUAAUGUAUCAGGGUCAACUAACCUACGAGUUAGCAGUUCCCUAGACAACAGUGUGGAUGAGAGUAUGGGAUCCACGUCUAAAGUGGAUGGUAAAGAAAAGGAGGAAGAGGAUGAUGGGAAAUAUGUCAGUAUAUUUAAAUAUCUAAAUGAAGACAUCUCCACCAAACUGUAUGAGGAUGAUGAAACUCAGGAACCUGUUCACCCUGUCAAAAUCAGGAAGGAACGCAAAAAAGAGAAAAGAGGUAAAGACGGAGAACAUUCUCCAAAGAAAUCACCAAGAAAGUCAGCUGACCCAGGGGGUGAACGUGGGAGAUCUGCUGAGAGAGGACGCUCAGCAAGUAAUCAGCGUGAGUCAUCUCGAUCAAAUCGAGCCGACUCUGCUGUGAUACGCCCCAAAAGUUCUCCACAGCUGGUUGAGUUUCAGAACAACAGGGCCAGCUGUAAAUACCAGAAUGUUGUCAAUGAGAUGCACCAGAAAUUUCAGGAGAGGAAGGAGGAUGCAGCCUUACAACUUCACGAACAGCUAGAGCAGUUAGAAAAACAAAGAUUUGCAGUUUGUCAGAACAAGUUUCUGGCUAUUAACUCCCAGCUGAAGGGUAGCAGCUUCCACAGAGCAGUGCAAGAAAUGAGAGACAGGAGCAACCGAAUGUUCACCCGACCAAAUCAAGAGCUGCUUAAAAAGAAACAAGAAGAGGGAUCAAAGGGAAAUUGGUAUGCAGAUCUUGUAGCCAAUUCUCCUGACGAAAUUAAGGAUGAAUGGUACUACAAAGUGAUAAUGAAGAAAUUGGCCAGAUAUGGACUGAUUGAGGGAGCUGGUCAACAAUUGAGCAAGAGAACAUUCUUUAAAGUGCUAGAGAGACUGCGUGAGUGGGAGAUCUGUAGCCCCGACAUCUGUGCUGCCAUAGAAUUCUGUCGAGAGAAAAUCGUGGAGAUGAGUGUAGAGGACUUUGAGGAAUGGUUCUCUCAGCAAUUUCCCAAGAUCCAGCGUCCACAGACGGCACCAGUGGGGAAGAAAAAGAACAGAGAGGGGGAUAAUCUACAAGUAGCCCUCAAGGAGCGCUUCCCCAGCGCCUAUACAAACCGUGCCAAAAGUGGAUUUCAGCCCCGAGGACAGAGAAGUAAGAGCGGCUAUGCCUCUUUUGGGCGGCCAUUAUCCACAUCCACUACUGUAACUGUGGCCAACCCUGGGGUUAUAGUCAGACCUAUGUCUAUGAGAUAGGCUGAACUAUCUAUCUGCCAAACAGAACAUAUCUCUCAGUUUUUCAUAGCUUUAUAACAAGUACUUUUUGAACAUAGCUUUAAAGAAAUGGUAGGGUAGCCAUUUCUUUGACUAUAAUUGGAAUCUUAUCUGUGUCUGCUAUUGUUUUUUAUAUAUAUAUAUAUAUUUAUUGAUGUCUUAAAUUACCACACAUCUGUGAUAGUGUCAUUUAACUGUGAUUCUAGCUUCAUGACAUUUUGCUCAAUUCUGCUUCCUGAGAUCGCAUUUUAAAUAUGGUUGUGAUAUCUAUCAGCAUUCCUACAUGUAAUGCCGUUCUAUACAACAGCUUUACAUAAUUUACAAUUGUAUUCUGAUAAUACUUUUUAUCAACUUAUAUGCUUUUUUGCAUUGUCUCUAAGCUUUAAAGAUGACAGGAAAAUUGAAAUGUUAUCGAAUUAAUGUUGUUAUUGAUUUGUCUUUGACAAAUUUAUCCUGCACUGUCUCAUUAUUUUAAAUCUCGGUAACAUAUAGAUGUCUUACAGGGUAAUUAUAAAGUAAACUGUGUCCAAAAUGGGGCAUGUAUAAAAUUCUUCCAUUUUGUGCUUAUUUUCAAAAAGGAAAUGUACCAGCUUUAAUAACGAAAUAUAUACAAAUGCAUGGGAAUUUUGUAUUAAAUGCUGAAAAUUAUUCUUAGAUGUAACUAUGUUCAAUAUUGUUAUUUAAUUUUAAGUUUUUCAGACAUAUUAAUAAUGUUGUAAAUGUAAGCGGUAUUUGUUAGUUAAUUGGUAGAUCGAGGAACAUAUAACA
Messenger RNA from Saccostrea echinata, 3490 nucleotides. Its product is annotated as coiled-coil domain-containing protein 60-like. The record is from RefSeq and is a predicted model, not a curated record. Bases 290 to 2704 code for a protein of 804 amino acids. Lineage: Eukaryota; Metazoa; Mollusca; Bivalvia; Ostreida; Ostreidae. The transcript has 18 exons.